AUGAAGUACUUGUGGCAGCUGGUGGUGGUCAGCCAUGCUUAUUCUCUACCUUCCGAGGUUGAUUGGAAGUCGGAUUUGCCUAACACUCCCUUCCCGAAAGCUAUGCGGAAUCUCUUAAUGCAGCCUGGAGAUGCUACCCCCGGAUCAUAUGAUGCAGUCUAUGGAAACCCCAAAAAACAAGGAGAUGCUACCCCCGGAUCAUAUGAUGCAGUCUAUGGAAACCCCAACAAACAAGGAGAUGCUGCCCCAGUUACCGGAUCAUAUGAUGCAGUCUAUGGAAACCCCAAAAAACAAGGAGAUGCUACCCCCGGAUCAUAUGAUGCAGUCUAUGGAAACCCCAACAAACAAGAAGAUGCCACCCCCGGGUCAUAUGAUGCAGUCUAUGGAAACCCCAACAAACAAGGAGAUGCUGCCCCAGUUACCGGAUCAUAUGAUGCAGUCUAUGGAAACCCCACAAAACAAGGAGAUGCUUCCCCAGUUACCGGAUCAUAUGAUGCAGUCUAUGGAAACCCUAAAAAACAAGGAGCUGCUACUCCAGUUACCGGACCAUAUGAUGCAGUCUACGGAAACCCCAAAAAACAAGGGGAUGCUACCCCAAUCACCGGAUCAUAUGAUGCAGUGUAUGGAAACCCUCAAAAAAUUGUAGGAAGUUCCAUUAAUGCUCAUAAGGAUGCCAGCCCAAUUGCCGGAUAUGAUGCAGUUUAUAGAAACCCUCAAAAAGCAGGAGGAAGUUCUAUUAAUGCUCAGAAGGAUGCUAGCUCAAUUGCUGGAUAUGAUGCAGUCCACGGAAGCGCUCAAAAAGUAGGUGAAAGUUCCAUCAAUGCCCACAAGGAUGCCAACUCAAUUGCCGGAUAUUAUGCAGCCUAUGGAAACCCUCGAGAUGCAGGUGAAAGUUCUAUUGAUGCUGGCAAGCCUAGCCCAACUGCCUCAUAUCGGACUGUUUACGGAAAUCCUCGAAAAGCAAGUGGAAGCACUGAUAUCAAUGCUGGUAAGCCUAGUAGAACUAUGCAAUACGAGAGGGUCUACGGAAAUCCUCAAAAAGCAGGCGGAAGUUCUGUAAGCGCGGGCAAAAAUAGUCCAACAUGCAACAAGGACACCAAGAUGGUACAGUACAGUAAUGUGUUCUUGGAAAAAGACCUGCAUCCUGGACUAAAUGAUGAGCAGAUAAUACAGAAAACAAUAGAAGAAUGUGAGAAGCCGGCCAUAGAAGGAGAAAGAAGUAUGUGCGAGAUCGUUGGAGUCCCUAAUCGAUUUCAGCACUUCAAAGUUGGAAAAAACAUUCGAGCACUCCCAAAUGUGGUGGAAGGGGAAAUCCAGGAAUAUAAAUUUGGAGAGGGAGCGAAGAUGCUUGGAGAGAAAUCAGUGGUGUGCCACCAGCUGACUAUCAUAUGCUGUGCUCUUUGCCAUGCAUUUCAUGACAAAAAUUUACAAGGUUCCAUUGUGGAGCUGAUGGAACCAGAGUUCAAGCUUUAG
Molecule: messenger RNA, 1473 nt
Organism: Vitis riparia (riverbank grape)
Lineage: Eukaryota; Viridiplantae; Streptophyta; Magnoliopsida; Vitales; Vitaceae
Exons: 3
Coding region: 1-1473 (490 amino acids)
Source: RefSeq, a predicted model, not a curated record